Molecule: messenger RNA, 2085 nt
Organism: Triplophysa dalaica
Lineage: Eukaryota; Metazoa; Chordata; Actinopteri; Cypriniformes; Nemacheilidae
Gene: kti12
Product: KTI12 chromatin associated homolog
Exons: 9
Coding region: 482-1438 (318 amino acids)
Source: RefSeq, a predicted model, not a curated record
UUUUCGCAUAGAAACGUACUUGUCUUUAAAAAGGAGCGUACAUUUGCUUUUUACAAAGCAUCAGGCUUAUGAGGUCAAUACAAACAUUUUUUUCUUAACAUUGGUAACGAAAAAGUACAGAAUUGCGUAAUUUCGGUGUUUUAGAGACUCUAGGUUAAUAUAUCAAAAGGUAGGCUUGACGAGAAAUGAAGUAUAAACAAACGAAUAAAUAUAUAGGCUACAAACAGAUGAAUAAACAAAUGUUGAAAUAUAAAACCAGCACAAACAAAAACUUAAGUAUUGAUAUUGGCAUAGAUGUAAGCCAAUGCAAUGAUACGCAUAUGCCAAGUGCGUUUCAUUUCCACAAAUUGUAUUUAUUUCUGAAUUUUUCCGUUGAUUUGUACAUAAUUUUCUCGUCUUCCAAACGCGUUUAAAGCGAUAGCGGAGGGAGAUUUUCUAGAAUAAUUCCAUAUAUUCUUAUCACCAAAAUAGAUGUAACGUUAUGGUGUUUUAUCGCUCACAUAUAGAGGGCAGCAGUGAGUCAACCAUACUUGCAAACAACAUCUACGCGAGGAACUCCUCAUGCCUCGCUUCAGAAAAGCAUGAAUCUCAUCCAAAUGUUCGCUGUAAAAUGCCUUUAGUAGUGUUGUGUGGAUACCCGUGCAGUGGUAAAACCCGGCGAGCUCAUGAGCUGAGAGAUUAUUUCUCUCAAAAUACAGAAAGAAAGGUUCAUGUUAUCGGAGAUGAGGAUCAAGGGAUUGAUAAGAACUCUGUAUAUUCAGACUCACAGAAAGAGAAGAAUCUGAGAGGUGCACUGCGAGCUGAAGUUGAGAGGAAGGUCAAUAAAGAUGACAUUGUGAUUCUUGAUUCCUUGAAUUACAUUAAAGGAUACAGAUAUGAGCUGUUUUGUCUUAUCAAACAUACACAGACGCCACAUUGCUUGGUGUACUGUUUAACAUCAGCUGAGGUGAGCUCAGAAUGCAAUAAAUCCAGAGAGGUUGAUUCUCAGUACACUCAGGAAAUUCUUGAUGGGCUUAUAUUGAGAUUUGAAGCGCCUGAUUCAAGGAACAGAUGGGAUAGUCCACUGUUUACUAUUCAGAUAGAGGACGCACUUCCAUUUGAAGCCAUCGGCGAUGCGCUUUUCAAAAGAAAAGCACCUCCACCUAAUCAGUCCACGCAAAGUCAACCUCUCUCAUCUACCAACUUUCUGUACGAGUUGGACAAAGUUACACAAGACAUCCUUAUGGCUCUUCUUGACACACAGAAGACCAGCGUCCCUGGAGAUCUUAUAUCUAUCCCUGGUGCUACAGAAAAGAUCAAUCUCACAAGAAGUCUUAACAUGGUGGAACUGAGGAAACUCAGACGCCAGUUCAUCAGUUACACCAAGAUGCAUCCAACAGAGAACAUUGGACAGAUUGCCAAUAUGUUUGUGCAAUAUCUUAAUAAGAGUAUGCACUAACUAUGCUCAAAAUGUGUUUUAAAAUGAGUAGUCAAUGGCAUAUUUAUUGUUUUCUAAUUAAUUUCUAAUAAUUAAUUCUAAUUAUAAAAUGUAUUUCUUUUAAGUGCAAUAAAAUUUGAAAUCUUUGCAUUAAUGAAUUUGAGUAUUUAUACAGGUGAUACAGAAAAACUAGCAAGAAUCAUCUAACAGUUCUUGCCUUUUGCCAGACAGCUGGGUAAAGUAUUUUUUUCCGAAGAAAAUAACUCAUUAGAAAGAAAAAGUUUAAGAGAAAGAAUGUCCCCCAUAAAGUUGUCACUUUGAAUUGGCACUUAUAGUAAAAGGCGGGACACUAGAAAAAAGGAUUAAUACAGAAUUAAACACACAUUAUCCAUAUGAUCAUCACACUACAAUGUAUGAAGGGCACAUGUAAAAAAACAUUUCUUUAGCCCUUCCAAAGAGUGAAAAAAGAAAAACCAUAAUCAGCAUCUACAGACCGUACUUAAAUCUUUCACAGACAACAUCUUUAAAAAGGUGUUUUCAGUCUUAAAUUGUGGUUUACAAACCUUAAAAUGACUGCAAGGUUUGAUUUAAGCUGUAACGUGUACCCACAGAUGUUUUCUCACUCCAUAUGUGUGAAGGCUAAUCAAAUAAAGCAUAAAACUCAUUGA